GCGACAGCGGCAGACCGCGAGGGCGCCUGCCACGGAUGGCCAGGAACGCGCUCUCAGCCGUUGGUUCGCGAUCUGCUGCUGCCCCACCCCAACGCCACGUCUCCGUCCGCUGCCACCUCCGGCCGUCCGGCGCGGGCGCACGGGGAAGACGACGCCCACGCUUUUCCACGGGGCCCCCACCCUGGCGCCUUUUUCCCUUUCACAUCCCCAUGCAGAUGCAGCGCCAGUGCCUCCUUCCACCACCGCCGCACACGUUGCUCCCCCAUUCCUUCCCUCCCCACUCCCCAGCCCAGCCCUGCUCACUCCCGCGGGCUAAUAAUAUCUCACGCCGCUCGUCCUCCUCGGCCUCAGCUGCCGCCACUCCCCACACUCGCUUCCCGUGGGCUGCGCGGGUGAAGGAGCGCGCGCGUGCGUACGUACGUGCGGGUGGUUGGACUCGGAUCUGCUGCUGGGUGGGGCGCGGGAUGGCGUCGUUCGCUGUGUCCGGCGCGAGGCUCGGGGUCGUGCGGCCCGGCGGCUCGGCGCGAUCUGGUGGGGAGCGGAGGAGUGCGGUGGACUUGCCGUCGGUGCUCUUCAGGAGGAAGGACGCUUUCUCUCGCACCGUUCUGAGCUGCGCUGGUGCUCCUGGAAAGGUACUGGUGCCUGGAGGUGGCAGUGAUGACUUGCUUUCCUCCGCAGAGCCGGUCGUGGACACUCAACCUGAAGAACUACAGAUACCUGAAGCAGAACUGACUGUGGAGAAGACAUCCUCCUCACCAACUCAAACAACAUCAGCAGUGGCUGAAGCAAGCUCAGGAGUUGAGGCUGAGGAGAGGCCUGAGCUCUCAGAAGUGAUUGGAGUUGGAGGUACUGGUGGAACCAAAAUUGAUGGUGCAGGCAUCAAAGCCAAAGCACCACUCGUGGAGGAGAAACCACGAGUUAUCCCACCACCAGGAGAUGGCCAACGAAUAUAUGAGAUUGACCCAAUGUUGGAAGGGUUUCGGGGUCACCUUGACUACCGAUACAGUGAAUAUAAGAGAUUACGUGCGGCUAUUGAUCAACAUGAAGGUGGUUUGGAUGCAUUUUCACGCGGUUACGAAAAGCUUGGAUUUACUCGCAGCGCUGAAGGUAUCACUUACAGAGAAUGGGCUCCUGGAGCAUACUCUGCAGCAUUAGUAGGUGACUUCAACAACUGGAACCCAAAUGCUGAUGCUAUGGCCAGAAAUGAGUACGGCGUUUGGGAGAUUUUCCUGCCUAACAAUGCUGAUGGUUCCCCUGCUAUUCCUCAUGGCUCACGUGUAAAGAUACGGAUGGACACACCAUCUGGUGUUAAGGAUUCCAUUCCUGCCUGGAUCAAGUUUUCUGUGCAGGCUCCAGGUGAAAUACCAUACAACGGUAUAUAUUAUGACCCACCUGAAGAGGAGAAAUAUGUAUUCAAACACCCUCAACCUAAGCGGCCCAAGUCACUGCGGAUAUAUGAAUCACAUGUUGGAAUGAGUAGCCCGGAACCAAAGAUAAAUACAUAUGCUAACUUCAGAGAUGAGGUGCUUCCAAGAAUUAAAAAGCUUGGAUACAAUGCAGUACAGAUAAUGGCAAUCCAGGAACACUCUUAUUAUGCAAGCUUUGGGUACCAUGUUACGAAUUUUUUUGCCCCAAGUAGCCGUUUUGGGACUCCAGAGGACCUAAAAUCUCUUAUUGAUAAAGCGCAUGAGCUUGGCUUGCUAGUGCUUAUGGAUAUUGUUCAUAGUCAUUCAUCAAAUAAUACCUUGGAUGGUUUGAAUGGUUUCGAUGGCACCGAUACACAUUACUUCCAUGGUGGUCCACGAGGCCAUCAUUGGAUGUGGGAUUCUCGCCUAUUCAAUUAUGGGAGUUGGGAAGUUUUGAGAUUUCUAUUGUCAAAUGCGAGAUGGUGGCUUGAAGAAUAUAAAUUUGAUGGGUUUCGAUUUGAUGGGGUGACCUCCAUGAUGUAUACUCACCAUGGAUUACAAGUGACAUUCACUGGGAACUAUGGCGAGUAUUUUGGAUUUGCCACUGAUGUUGAUGCAGUAGUUUACCUAAUGCUGGUAAACGAUCUUAUUCGUGGGCUUUAUCCAGAAGCUGUAUCCAUUGGCGAAGAUGUCAGCGGAAUGCCUACAUUUUGUAUCCCUGUCCAAGAUGGUGGUGUUGGUUUUGAUUAUCGUCUUCAUAUGGCUGUCCCAGACAAAUGGAUUGAACUUCUGAAGCAAAGUGACGAAUAUUGGGAAAUGGGUGACAUCGUGCACACCUUAACAAAUAGAAGGUGGCUUGAAAAGUGUGUCACUUAUUGUGAAAGUCAUGAUCAAGCUCUUGUUGGUGACAAGACAAUUGCAUUCUGGUUGAUGGAUAAGGAUAUGUAUGAUUUCAUGGCUCUGGACAGGCCUUCAACGCCUCGCAUCGAUCGUGGGAUAGCAUUACAUAAAAUGAUUAGGCUUGUCACAAUGGGUUUAGGAGGUGAAGGCUAUCUAAAUUUCAUGGGAAAUGAGUUUGGGCAUCCUGAAUGGAUAGAUUUUCCAAGAGGUCCUCAAAGUCUUCCAAAUGGCUCCGUCAUUCCUGGGAAUAACAAUAGCUUUGAUAAAUGCCGCCGUAGAUUUGACCUUGGAGAUGCAGAUUAUCUUAGAUAUCGUGGUAUGCAAGAGUUUGACCAGGCAAUGCAGCACCUUGAGGGAAAAUAUGAAUUCAUGACAUCUGAUCACUCAUAUGUAUCACGGAAGCAUGAGGAGGAUAAGGUGAUCAUCUUUGAGAGAGGAGAUUUGGUCUUCGUGUUCAACUUCCACUGGAGCAAUAGCUAUUUUGACUAUCGCGUUGGUUGUUUCAAGCCUGGGAAGUACAAGAUCGUUUUAGAUUCUGACGAUGGCCUUUUCGGUGGAUUUAGUCGGCUUGAUCAUGAUGCCGAGUACUUCACUGCUGACUGGCCGCAUGACAACAGGCCGUGUUCUUUCUCGGUCUAUGCACCCAGCAGAACAGCCGUCGUAUAUGCACCUGCAGGUGCAGAGGACGAAUAGGGCACAACAGCGGUUGUUGGGGAAGAACUUCAGAGGGAUGUGCUGCUGGUGGACUGACACCACUGCCACGCGCGAUGCUGCCAGAUGUUGCCCUCGAGACCACGUGGCAGGACGAUCAGCUAUUCAGGUGGAUAGGUUAGCUUACCGAUGAGCUCUCGCUUUCGAGUGACUGGUGAAGGAAAUGGACCUCGCACACCGCAUUUUCGCUAUGCAUUCUGAAAAUGUACCGUGUGGUUUUGUACAUAUGGCAUCAGUAGGCAUUAUAUCAUUCAUCUCGCUGAACCAACCAUUUACGCUAUACUCCGUACUGCUGUGCAAAUCUCUCUCUCACUCUCUUUUUUUGCUUA
Messenger RNA from Zea mays, 3346 nucleotides. Its product is annotated as starch branching enzyme 3. The coding region runs from base 36 to 2999 and encodes 987 amino acids. The transcript has 22 exons. Gene Ontology annotation, cellular component: cytoplasm. Gene Ontology annotation, biological process: starch metabolic process. Lineage: Eukaryota; Viridiplantae; Streptophyta; Magnoliopsida; Poales; Poaceae. The record is from RefSeq and is a predicted model, not a curated record. Gene Ontology annotation, molecular function: hydrolase activity, hydrolyzing O-glycosyl compounds; cation binding; 1,4-alpha-glucan branching enzyme activity.